AUGCCGUCAAGUGAGAUCAUAACGAAAAAGCUCGAUACAAGUCCGCAUGGCUCAACGGCUAGCAGUGGGUGUAGGAGCGAUUACGCGUUGAAAUGCGAGGUGUGCGCAGAAGAUAUCAGGACUUUUAUCUUGGGAGCUAAGGUGAGUUGUUUUGGCUGUAAAAAAUUGGCUUGAACAGUUAUAUUCACAGUAACAAAAUCGUAAAUUGUUCAAGUUUAUUGCGUUUUACUGUUUUCUAAGACUGUUUUCUAAGAAGCAGUAAAAUCCAAUGCCUUAAAAUGUUAUUUUUUUUCACUGCUCUACCAAAAUUGAAUUGAUUGUGAAUUAGGCACUAUAGAAAGUAAGCCAACGAUUGUUUGCUUUAGGUAUGUCGGGCAUGCGCUUCCUUCUACAAACGCGCCGUUCUCGAGAAUCUCAAGUACAAAUGCGCCAGUGGCGAUUAUACAUGUGACACGCAAGGAGGUGAGACAAAAUUCUUUUUUUUUAUUCUUUAUUUUGUCCGCUCCCUGAUUUAGACUUAAGAGUCUGUUAAAAUCGGCUCAUAAUUUGACUACGAGCCCAUACAAUAAAGAUAUCUUAGCCCCUACACUGCUAACCCAAAGAACCUUGAUAUCUUUUCGGCAAAAGAUUUUUUGCGAUUAGGUCUUGAAAACCUAUGGUAUGUUAUAGAGGAGCAGCCGAAUGAAUCCACCAGUAGAGUCAACUUUCUGCAGGUGCCAUGUGCGGAGAUAUAUCCGAAAAAUGUUACGUCUAAACUUUUUUCCAUACUAUCGUCGGAAAAAAUUACAAAAUAGCCCCACUGGUAAAGCAAAAUACAAGCCAGGGUUUUCAGGAAUUGUUAGAGCCCUCAUAAAUCACUUUUCUCCCCAAAAAAAAUCAUUUUUCUUGGCAUCAACCCCACAAUUUCAGGCCGAACCCAACGAAUCAAAUGCAAAGCAUGUCGCUACCACAAAUGCCAGCGAGCAAACAUCGAGAUAAACGGUAAGUUUAUUGGUUGUUUUAUUAUUUUUUUCAAUUUUUAGUAGCUGGGACAGCCAAAGACGAAGGCAUUGGCCUGACAGCCCUCUCGUCGACGUCUGAAGCCAAUCUGACGCCGUUGCUACAAGAGUUGGUCAAAGCUUACGAUGAGGUUGCUGCCGCGCAGUUAGAGCGAGUAAAAGAGCAUCAUAGGGAGAUCAAUUUUACGGAAAAUACGGUAAGAUGAGGGAAAAAAUUUUUAUGUUUUGAAAACAUUUAGUUUGUCACGCCUAAAAAGCGAUUCAUCUACGACAUUGAAUGUCAUCUUCUGAAGCCGGCGAUAAGAUUCUUUGAAAAAACUUGCAAAGCCUACAACAAGAUGCCUAAAGAUGAUAAGGUAGGCGACACAUUGGUGAUCAUCUUUUUAUCGUAAUAAAGCUGUAGAUAAGAAAUUACGGUAAAUAAUUUCAGCUAACCCUUAUAAACCAUGUUUUUGUCGAAUUCCGGAAUCUCCAUCAAGCCUUUUUGAGCAAACAAUAUUGCCCGGAGCUCGACGACCCGAAGGUUGUGUUCGCCCCGGGCUACUGGGCCGACCCCUUCAACAUCGACUAUGAUUGGUGGUUUGAGGGCUAUGUUGACAAGCCUGCCUUCAACGAGUAUUGGAAGUAAGUCUUCUACACUUUUUCAAAAAGGAAUAGGUUUUUUGGACUUUUGAAAAAACGUAGUAUAAUACAUGCUUCGGUGGCUGAAGGGGAGGUAAUAUCAGUCCGUGAUAAACCAUGAAACUGAAUUUGCUGAUUAUUUAACUCCAUCCGUAUUUUAAAAACAGUUUUUUUUGGGCCUACAGUGGGGAACCUGAUGCAGUGGCAAAAAACCUACCAUUUUGUAUCCAGGAAGUAUCACAAAAUGUAGCAAAAUACCUCCAGUAGUAUAUAAAGGGGGUUUCUGGACCACACGGAGGAGGGCCCCUAGGGCCUGACGACCAACAGUUGAUUUUGAAGUAUUUUUAUUAAAAACAGACAACAUUUUCUAAAUUUUAACCCCAAUAAAAAAAAAACUGAAUUCGAAGCACUUUUUAAAAAAUAUUAAACAUUGCUAAAAUAAAAAAAUUUCUACAUAUCUAAAAUAAAAAAGCUCUUAAAUUAUUAUUGGGUUUCUGGACCACACGGAGGAGGGCCCCUAGGGCCUGACGACCAACAGUUGAUUUAUAAGUAUUUUUACCAAAAACAGAACACAUUUUUAAAAAUUUUAACCCUCAUAAAAAAAAACAAAAAAAAACAAAACUUAAUUCAAAGCCCUUUUCACCCAAAAUAGUAUAUAUACUUUCUAGGCCACACAGAGGAGGGCCCUUUGGGCCUGACGACCAACAGUUGAUUUAUAAGGUAUUUUUACCAAAAACAGAAACAUUUUCAAAAUUUUAACCCCCAUAAAAAAACUGAAUUCAAAGCCCAUUUCAGCUAAAAUAGAACACUUUUCUAAAAAUCUUAAACAUUGCUCAAAAUAAAAAAAAAAGCUACCUUAUAAAAAAUUUUCUACAUACCUAAAAUUGCUAACACAAAAUACAAAGAAACAAGUUGUAAUAAUGGAUACGACAGUCUUAGAUAAAACAACAGAUAACACAGAUCAGCGAUUUUUCUUAGUUAUCACCUUUUUAAAGCCGCUUCCAGACUUCAAUUGGUUCAAAAAUUCCACAUUUUCAGCAGUUAACUUAUUUGAAUUAGUAUUUUUUACAUUUUUUACUUUAUGAACAUUUUUAAAAUUUUCUACUUUUUCUUCAUUUUUAACUUUUUUUACAUUUUCUAUAUAUCUAAAAAAUAAAACAAUGGUCAACUAAUAAAACGAUAGUCAACAUUUUUAAAAAUUCUACAUAUUUAACUAAUAAAAAGAACAGUCAACAUUUAAAAAAUAUUUACCUUACAAAACAAUAGUUACAUUAUAUAAAAAUAGUAUAUGAAUAAAAAAUUCUACAUAUAAAAAAAUAACCAACAUUUAAAAAAUAGCCAACAAAAGUAGACAUAGAUUAACGAUUUUUCUUAGUAAUAAUUUUUUUAAAGCCAGUUCCACAUAUCAAUUCAUUCAAAAAUUCAAUACUUUCAGCAGUUAAUCUAUUUGAAUCAGUACUUUUUACAUUUUUUACUUUUUUAACAUUUUUUACUUUUUCUACAUUUUCUUCAUUUUUAACCUUUGUAACAUUUUCUACAUUUUCUUCAUUUUUUACUACAGUAACAUUUUCUACAUUAUCACCAAACAGAAUCAUCCCCAUUUAUUAAGGAAUAUUUUUUUCAUCAAUCCAACUAUUAUUUAAAUCUUACAAUUACCUUUUAAAACAGUUUUAUUAUUUUUACUUUUGCUUACUACAGUUUGUUUCUUACAUUUACAGCUAAUAUUACAUCCAAGGUAUUAAAGAAAACAAAGAAACUAGAAUAAUCCAAAAUAACAAAUAUAAAAUUACAAACUAUUCAAAAUAGCGAAAUGUACCUAUUUAUCGAAAAAGGAAUUAGAGGAGGAAUUGUAAACGUAGUUGAUGAAACAGUAUGCUUACAAAAUUAACAAUGAAAUAGAAAAGAAAAAAUCAUAAGGAGUGAAAAAGUGUAUAGUAGAUGAAAUAAAGAUAACAGAUUAUAAAGAAUGCUUAUUUGAAAACUAAUUAAAAAAGAUCAAUAUUUAAUACAAUCUAAGAAACACCAGAUUUAUACAAUAAAAUAAAAACAAAAUAGUUAUGAAUAAUGAUAGCACAGACUUUAAAAGAUUUAUACUAGAAAAUAAAAACAUUAGCCUUUGGACAUUACAAAUUAUUAAAUAGAUAAAAAAUCCUACCUUUAAAAAACAUAUUAUACAUAACGGUUGACAUAGUAGACUAAUCUAAAAACAAUAAUUCAAUAGUUUCUUUCUACCGUAAUGUUUUUUACGUUUUUCAUGUUUUUUAUGUUUUUCACGUUUUACACGUUUUUACAUUUUGUAGCAGUUGUUUACUUUGUUUUAUACGUUUUACGUUUUUAGCAGUUGUUUAUUUUUUAUACGUUUUACCUUUUUUAGCAGUUGUCUACACAGUUUUAAUAUUUUUACAUUUAUAGCUGUUGUUUACAUAAUUUUAAUAUUUUUACGUUUGCAACAUUUUUUGCUUUACUUACAUUGUCUUAUUUUUUGUCAUAUUUUUUUCAUAAUUUAGCAAUUGUAAGCUUAGUUAUAUUUUUGUCAUAUUUUUGAUAUAUUUUAGCAAUUUUAACCUUAGUAAUAAUUUUUGUCAUAUUUUAUCAUAUUUUUAUAUAGUAAUAUUUUUGUCAUAACUUUGUCAUAUUUUAGUCAUAUUUUAACAUAGUAAUAUUUUUGACAUAGUGUAGUCAUAUUUUCAUCAAGAUCCUUCAAUAAUCAACAGAGAAACAGCUAUGAUUCAUCCUUUCUUUUCGCUUUCCUUUUUCUAAAUAAUUCUAAAACAUUCUAAACAAUUCUAAAGUUUUCUUAAUGAUUCUAAAACGUUCUAAAUAAUUCUAAAACGAGGAUAAAAAUUGGGGCAGAAGAUUGCUGACUGUUAUGAAAAUGAUAAAAAUAUGACACUAUCCCAAGAUCCUAAGCAUAUGACAGAAUUAUGACCAAGAUAUUACUAUGUAAAAAUAUGACAAAAAUAUGACAAAGUGUAAGAAUUGAAAAAUUUAGUAAAAACAUGAUAAGAGUUGCUAAAAACAGCUCGCUAAACUGAAAAUUAAAAAAUAUAACAAAAAAAAUAUGAAAAUAUAAAGCUAAGCUAUACAAUUUAAAAAAGCAUGUAGAAAAUAUAUUACUGUGCAUACAGUUGCUAAAAUCGAUAAAAAUAUGACAAUAUAAAACAAAAAAAUGUUGAAAAUUAAUUAAUAUGCUUACAAUUGUUAAACAAAGAUUAUUACUAUGUAAAAAAUGUGACAGAAUAUGAAAAAAUUAUAACUAAGCCUACUAUGUUAAAAAAUAUGUUAAAAAAUUCAAUAAAAACGUUAACUAACAAGGGAAGUACUUGAAGUGUGACGCUCAGAUUUUGAUGAAACUUGGCACAAAUUUAGAAUAAUUUUUUCUAAGAUAUAUGCGGGAAUCCUAGCUCGCGCUUUGCAGAAACAACCGAGAUUUUUAGAUCGAAAGUCGGCGAAAUUUUAGGACUUUUUGCCGAAUUUCGGCACGAAAAGUUUCAUGCCUAUUUCAACUGUAAAGGAUAAUGUUUCUACAAAAAAUCAAAAUUUUCCGCACGAAACUGCCAAAGUUAUGGCCAAAAAACGGUUUUCUCUCUGACCGCUCUCCACGUUGAGCGUGCUCUCUCGGCGGCAAAAAUCGUUCGAUAUCUCGGCGGCGCCCGCAAAGCGCGAGCUAAAACUUUCAGGAAUUGAUAUUUAGUCCAUACCCGACGUGUGUGCAAAUUUUAAAGAAAAUCUGAGCGUCACACUUGAAGUACUUCCCCUGUAAGCUAAAAUAAAUAAAAAAAAAUGUUGUAAACAUAUGCUAAAAUUUAAGAAAUAUGAAAGGACUUAAAAAUGUUGUAAAUUAUGACAAUUUAAAACUAAUCUGUAAAAUUUAAAAAAAGUCCGUUUGCGGGCACCCAAAAGAGCAUAAAUAAAAUUUAAAAAACGUUUUUAUUGAAUUUUUUAACAUAUUUUUUAACAUAGUAGGCUUAGUUAUAAUUUUUUCAUAUUCUGUCACAUUUUUUACAUAGUAAUAAUCUUUGUUUAACAAUUGUAAGCAUAUUAAUUAAUUUUCAACAUUUUUUUGUUUUAUAUUGUCAUAUUUUUAUCGAUUUUAGCAACUGUAUGCACAGUAAUAUAUUUUCUACAUGCUUUUUUAAAUUGUAUAGCUUAGCUUUAUAUUUUCAUAUUUUUUUUGUUAUAUUUUUUAAUUUUCAGUUUAGCGAGCUGUUUUUAGCAACUCUUAUCAUGUUUUUACUAAAUUUUUCAAUUCUUACACUUUGUCAUAUUUUUGUCAUAUUUUUACAUAGUAAUAUCUUGGUCAUAAUUCUGUCAUAUGCUUAGGAUCUUGGGAUAGUGUCAUAUUUUUAUCAUUUUCAUAACAGUCAGCAAUCUUCUGCCCCAAUUUUUAUCCUCGUUUUAGAAUUAUUUAGAACGUUUUAGAAUCAUUAAGAAAACUUUAGAAUUGUUUAGAAUGUUUUAGAAUUAUUUAGAAAAAGGAAAGCGAAAAGAAAGGAUGAAUCAUAGCUGUUUCUCUGUUGAUUAUUGAAGGAUCUUGAUGAAAAUAUGACUACACUAUGUCAAAAAUAUUACUAUGUUAAAAUAUGACUAAAAUAUGACAAAGUUAUGACAAAAAUAUUACUAUAUAAAAAUAUGAUAAAAUAUGACAAAAAUUAUUACUAAGGUUAAAAUUGCUAAAAUAUAUCAAAAAUAUGACAAAAAUAUAACUAAGCUUACAAUUGCUAAAUUAUGAAAAAAAUAUGACAAAAAAUAAGACAAUGUAAGUAAAGCAAAAAAUGUUGCAAACGUAAAAAUAUUAAAAUUAUGUAAACAACAGCUAUAAAUGUAAAAAUAUUAAAACUGUGUAGACAACUGCUAAAAAAGGUAAAACGUAUAAAAAAUAAACAACUGCUAAAAACGUAAAACGUAUAAAACAAAGUAAACAACUGCUACAAAAUGUAAAAACGUGUAAAACGUGAAAAACAUAAAAAACAUGAAAAACGUAAAAAACAUUACGGUAGAAAGAAACUAUUGAAUUAUUGUUUUUAGAUUAGUCUACUAUGUCAACCGUUAUGUAUAAUAUGUUUUUUAAAGGUAGGAUUUUUUAUCUAUUUAAUAAUUUGUAAUGUCCAAAGGCUAAUGUUUUUAUUUUCUAGUAUAAAUCUUUUAAAGUCUGUGCUACACAUCAACCACAAACAGAAUGCCAAGAUUUUUGGCAUUCGGUUUUUUAAGGGUCUCUAAUGUUUUAGCUUACUGUGCAGUGGGUAAUGAACAAAAUAACAUGAACCUUCGAUUAAAACAUUGCCAAGGACCCAUAUUUUUUAAAUUAAGGGAUUUUGUCGUUCUUCGGCCACCAGGUUAGCGACAAACUGCCGGAGAAAAUCGAAUUUUUGCAAACUUUGCGGCCGAAUAACUUGUCUAAAACGAUCGAAACACGGAAAGUGAUUGCAUCGAUCUUCAGAAUAUUGUAUUCUAAGGUAGUAUGCGAAGUUUGAAGCAAAUCGGACUGAUAAUAAAAAAGUAGAUGCGAUUUUAAGCUUUUUACCUUAUGGAUUAUAUUACUUUAGGCAACUUUUAAUGUCCGACAGCGUUAAAUAGUCUAAUUAAUUAACUAUAUUAUCUCAUAACAUCCUGUUAAGGGAGAUUAAUUGCAAAAAUUUUAACUCUCAGGCCGAAAAAAGUUUUACCUUAUAGUAGCAUACCUGAUCUUAUACCAAAAAUAAUGAAAGUUUAUGACUGAAGUCAAAGUUUUAAAACUAUCUAUGUGAAUUGAGAUGGCUUUCUAAGGCUAUACUGAGCUUUUGGAGUUGGUUUCAACUUCGCUGCGCCAAUUUCAAAAAUGGCCAAUAUCACCUAAAACAAGGUUCUUAGAACAGCUUCUAAACUGGUGCGAAUGCCACUAAUUAUGCUCUUAUUGUCUUUUUAGAUCAUAGUGGACCUAGCUGAGUCAAAAUUUACCGAUUUUUAAAUAUUAUUUUAGUCACUUAAAUAUCAGUUUUUUUGGAAUUUUGAGUGAGUAAGCUAGUAUAUGACACAGGGUUGCUUAUGGUUCUCUAAAACUACUCUAAUUAUGCUCAUAGAAAAAAGAAUUUAGGGAAUUGCUUCGUUACGAAAUGAUUUAGUAGCAAAAGAUGUCUAAAAUAAGGUUUUCAAAUCUACUAUUUUUUGGUCAGUCCGACUCGUUUCCAAUUUUUAAUUUGAGCUACCCUUGGGCACCCUAACAAAGUUAUGCAAACAGUUUUCCCGAUUUGAAACUUUUUUUUUUGUGGUUGAUGUGUGCUAUCAUUAUUCAUAACUAUUUUGUUUUUAUUUUAUUGUAUAAAUCUGGUGUUUCUUAGAUUGUAUUAAAUAUUGAUCUUUUUUAAUUAGUUUUCAAAUAAGCAUUCUUUAUAAUCUGUUAUCUUUAUUUCAUCUACUAUACACUUUUUCACUCCUUAUGAUUUUUUCUUUUCUAUUUCAUUGUUAAUUUUGUAAGCAUACUGUUUCAUCAACUACGUUUACAAUUCCUCCUCUAAUUCCUUUUUCGAUAAAUAGGUACAUUUCGCUAUUUUGAAUAGUUUGUAAUUUUAUAUUUGUUAUUUUGGAUUAUUCUAGUUUCUUUGUUUUCUUUAAUACCUUGGAUGUAAUAUUAGCUGUAAAUGUAAGAAACAAACUGUAGUAAGCAAAAGUAAAAAUAAUAAAACUGUUUUAAAAGGUAAUUGUAAGAUUUAAAUAAUAGUUGGAUUGAUGAAAAAAAUAUUCCUUAAUAAAUGGGGAUGAUUCUGUUUGGUGAUAAUGUAGAAAAUGUUACUGUAGUAAAAAAUGAAGAAAAUGUAGAAAAUGUUACAAAGGUUAAAAAUGAAGAAAAUGUAGAAAAAGUAAAAAAUGUUAAAAAAGUAAAAAAUGUAAAAAGUACUGAUUCAAAUAGAUUAACUGCUGAAAGUAUUGAAUUUUUGAAUGAAUUGAUAUGUGGAACUGGCUUUAAAAAAAUUAUUACUAAGAAAAAUCGUUAAUCUAUGUCUACUUUUGUUGGCUAUUUUUUAAAUGUUGGUUAUUUUUUUAUAUGUAGAAUUUUUUAUUCAUAUACUAUUUUUAUAUAAUGUAACUAUUGUUUUGUAAGGUAAAUAUUUUUUAAAUGUUGACUGUUCUUUUUAUUAGUUAACUAUGUAGAAUUUUUAAAAAUGUUGACUAUCGUUUUAUUAGUUGACCAUUGUUUUAUUUUUUAGAUAUAUAGAAAAUGUAAAAAAAGUUAAAAAUGAAGAAAAAGUAGAAAAUUUUAAAAAUGUUCAUAAAGUAAAAAAUGUAAAAAAUACUAAUUCAAAUAAGUUAACUGCUGAAAAUGUGGAAUUUUUGAACCAAUUGAAGUCUGGAAGCGGCUUUAAAAAGGUGAUAACUAAGAAAAAUCGCUGAUCUGUGUUAUCUGUUGUUUUAUCUAAGACUGUCGUAUCCAUUAUUACAACUUGUUUCUUUGUAUUUUGUGUUAGCAAUUUUAGGUAUGUAGAAAAUUUUUUAUAAGGUAGCUUUUUUUUUAUUUUGAGCAAUGUUUAAGAUUUUUAGAAAAGUGUACUAUUUUAGCUGAAAUGGGCUUCGAAUUCAGUUUUUUUUUAUGGGGGUUAAAAUUUUGAAAAUGUUUCUGUUUUUGGUAAAAAUACCUUAUAAAUCAACUGUUGGUCGUCAGGCCCAAAGGGCCCUCCUCUGUGUGGCCUAGAAAGUAUAUAUACUAUUUUGGGUGAAAAGGGCUUUGAAUUAAGUUUUGUUUUUUUUUGUUUUUUUUUUAUGAGGGUUAAAAUUUUUAAAAAUGUGUUCUGUUUUUGGUAAAAAUACUUAUAAAUCAACUGUUGGUCGUCAGGCCCUAGGGGCCCUCCUCCGUGUGGUCCAGAAACCCAAUAAUAAUUUAAGAGCUUUUUUAUUUUAGAUAUGUAGAAAUUUUUUUAUUUUAGCAAUGUUUAAUAUUUUUUAAAAAGUGCUUCGAAUUCAGUUUUUUUUUUAUUGGGGUUAAAAUUUAGAAAAUGUUGUCUGUUUUUAAUAAAAAUACUUCAAAAUCAACUGUUGGUCGUCAGGCCCUAGGGGCCCUCCUCCGUGUGGUCCAGAAACCCCCUUUAUAUACUACUACCUCCCUCUCCAAGUUUUUUUGUGAGGGAAAGGGCGCGCCCUUCAAAACGAAGUUUUUUCACUUGGAGGGGGAGGCAUUUUGUUGCAUUUUUUGAUACUUCCCGGAUGCAAAAUGCUACGUUUUUCGCCUGUAGCAUGGGUCUAUGCAAAAAAUAACUUUUUUCAAUCAAAAAAAAAAUAGUUUUUUUUUGCUGAAGAAGAUACUUUAAAAAUAAAAUCGGUCGUAAAAAAUUAUGAAACAAGCUAUAAUAUACCGCCUCUCAUACCUAUGGCCAACUCUUUUCAGCGUGGUCCUUCCCUUCACUCGAGAAUUCAUCGACAUCAUUCAAAAGCUCAAAAUCUUGCAGAUCGACAAAGUGGACACCAUUGUUCUAAUCUACAUGUCCUUAUGGAAACACGGUAAAUUUAACCCGUCCUCUUGAGUUUUUAAGCUUUCUAGUUUGCGAUUUCGGCGCUUAUCUCCAUCUGUAACGUCCCCUAUGUUUCAGCGGAAUACCUGAACCUCUAUUCAAAGGAAAUGGAGGAGUUCAAGGACAGCGUCACCGCUGAAUGGAUGGCUCAUCUGGAUCGCCGCUUUGGAAAGGAAACGCCCGUCAAAUUAACGAGCAUUAUGAUCUUGUACAAGCGGUUUGAUGUGAGUUUCAAAAAUCGCUUUUAUCGUAUUAUAAUUUUUAUCAGUUUGUUGGGAAAAUAAUGAGGGCAUUGUCGCUGCGCUGGUCGGGCCACUGAAGUGAAAAGAAAUUUGAUUUUUCCGCGACGCAAUAGUUUAUUUUCCUGACGGCGAUGCGAUUUUUCUUGCGAAAUUUUUCACAUUAUUUUCCCGACAGUCUGAUAGUAUACUAAACCGUAACUUUUGAUUUUUAGGAAAUUGGAAUUGAGUACAAAAACACGUCGAUGCAAAUAAAAGUGCUUCGGAAUAGCGGCGUAAACGUUGUGAAUUGCGACAUCAGCCAUCUUGUAGAUGCGCUGAGAAUCGCUGACGAAGUGUGA
Messenger RNA from Bursaphelenchus xylophilus (pine wood nematode), 10679 nucleotides. Lineage: Eukaryota; Metazoa; Nematoda; Chromadorea; Rhabditida; Aphelenchoididae. The record is from the annotation of a GenBank genome assembly.